CCGAAACUACCCUUCCAAUGAACGAAGCAGUGUUCUCAUCAUCAUCUUCGCCUGAGUUUGCUGGUUAUGUGGAAUGCACUAACUGAGUCCCAGCACACAUCAUCACAGAGCACCCAUUUAAGAAAUGGGUUUGCUUAUUGUAAACUCUGCAACCUCAUUGACUUGGAGGAACUCUAUCUUCACUUGUGGGAGGUGUAGGUGUAUUGGUCUCUAUGAUUUGCAGAACUGUUUACCAACCAAAUCAUGCACUGGAGUUGGAUCUGGGUCAAGAGCUUUUGCAAGCCGGAAUUCGGUGAAGAAGUUGAGAAGGGAGAGACUGGCAAGCGAAAGGGGUGCAGAUAAGACUACUGCUAGUUCUGAAAAUGUUCAAAAUGACAACAAGCUGGAGCUUUCUGAUGAUUCAGCUGCAGAGAAAGGGGUUAAUAUCCCUUCCAGAGGUGCUGUGCUUCAGGCUUGCACUGUUACUUCCGGGUUGAUAGUUGCUUUGGGUUUCCUAAUUCGACAGGCAUCUCAUGUUGCAUCCGUUGAAGGAUUACCAGUCCUUGACUGCUCACUGGAAGUAUCAUUUGAUUUUGAAACGUGGCAUCUUCAGUUGAUUGCCGGAUUGGUUAUUUUGAUAUCAUCAUCCCGAUAUCUAUUAUUGAAGACAUGGCCAGAAUUUGCAGAGUCAAGCAAAGCAGCCAAUGAACAGGUACUUACUUCACUUCAACCUUUGGAUUUCAUAAUCGUUGCAUUUCUUCCUGGGGUCAGCGAGGAACUUCUUUUCCGGGGUGCACUGCAACCUCUUUUUGGAUCCAGUUUGAGUAGUGCCAUGGUGGUUGCCCUCGUCUUUGGUGCUCUACACCUGGGCGGUGGCCGAAAGUAUUCCUUCGCAGUCUGGGCAAGUUUUGUUGGGUUUGUGUAUGGUUAUGCCACCAUUGCAUCUUCUAGCCUCGUUGUGCCAAUGGUUUCUCAUGCAAUGAACAAUUUGGUGGGAGGGAUUUUAUGGAAAUACAGCUCAGAUUCAUCACGGGAGAUAUCAGACUCAAACUAGAGGUCAUUGCUGUUGGAUAGAAUAGGAAAAGAUGCUAGAGUAGGGAAAGAUUAGAAUGAUACAUGUACAAAAUUCAAGAUGAAAUGAACUCGUCACCCGU
Messenger RNA from Argentina anserina (silverweed cinquefoil), 1133 nucleotides. RefSeq lists its product as uncharacterized. Lineage: Eukaryota; Viridiplantae; Streptophyta; Magnoliopsida; Rosales; Rosaceae. The coding region runs from base 125 to 1033 and encodes 302 amino acids. The transcript has 8 exons. The record is from RefSeq and is a predicted model, not a curated record. Gene Ontology annotation, cellular component: membrane. Gene Ontology annotation, molecular function: metalloendopeptidase activity. Gene Ontology annotation, biological process: CAAX-box protein processing.